Eruca vesicaria subsp. sativa (arugula) is the source of this 730-nucleotide messenger RNA. NCBI's taxonomy places the organism in Eukaryota, Viridiplantae, Streptophyta, Magnoliopsida, Brassicales, Brassicaceae. The record is from the annotation of a GenBank genome assembly.
AUGGAAGGGGUCGACGACACAAACCCGAUGUUGACACUAGAAGAAGGCGAAAACAACCCCUUUUCUUCCUUUGACGACAAAACAUUAAUGAUGAUGGAUCCUUCCUUGAUGUUUUCCAGCGAUAUGGGGCCAUCUUCUUCUUGUUCUCCGGCCACUUUUCAUAUAUCUGCUCAGCUAGAUAAUUUUCAAAGUGGUGGAGGAGAAGAUAGGGUGGACAUGGGAGGAUUAAGUGAUCAUAAUAAGAACAAUAAAGGGAAAGAGAAGAGAUCUUCGGCGGUGCAGAGGAUUGCGUUUCAUACUAGGAGUGAUGAUGAUGUUCUUGAUGAUGGUUAUCGGUGGCGAAAAUACGGUCAGAAAUCUGUCAAAAACAAUGAUAAUCCCAGGAGCUAUUACAGAUGCACAUACCAUACAUGCAACGUGAAGAAACAAGUGCAAAGAUUAUCAAAAGAUCCAAAAGUCGUUGUAACAACCUACGAAGGUGUUCAUAAUCAUCCUUGUGAGAAGCUCAUGGAGACUCUUAGUCCUCUCCUUCGGCAACUUCAAUUCCUCACCAGGGUUUCUGAGCUGUGACUAAAUGUUAAUAACUCAUGUAAUUAAAGCAUAUUAUUCAUGGUUUAAUCAUUCUAUGUCUGCCAAGAGAUCAAACAGCAAAAUCUAUCUUUCACUUAAGGAAACUCAAAAAAAAAGAGGCUACUGUCAAAAUGUAAUGCAUGAAUCAUCUUAUGCUAAA